This is a messenger RNA of Diatraea saccharalis (sugarcane borer), 948 nucleotides long. The record is from the annotation of a GenBank genome assembly. NCBI's taxonomy places the organism in Eukaryota, Metazoa, Arthropoda, Insecta, Lepidoptera, Crambidae.
AUGCCGGAUUGGAGAUACAACGUGCUAUCGACGAGUGAGGCGUACAUAAAUGCGGAGGGUUUGUCUGGCGACCCUCUUGCGGCCAGUUAUCCUCGUCGUGCUGACCGCACUCGGCCACCUCACACGUGCCCUUACACCACCAUUUUCCUCGGUGCUCGCUCAAAUCAACCUCCAUAUAGACUUGCUGCUGUACAAAAUGACUCUGUAGAUCCUUAUGUUGAUGCAUAUUCGGUGGAUCGGUCGUCAAAUCUUACAGAUACUUCGAGUUUUGCUCGUUAUGAGGACUGUCGAACACAUGCAGAAGAAAUUUCUCCAGAAGAAGACUUUAUUACCGAUAAGGUUGAUAACAAUGUGACGCUACAAGUUCAGAAAGUGCCAUACAGUUCGGGUGUUUUCUUUAUUUCUACUAAAAAUGAUAAUUUUCAAAAUGAAGUACCAAAUAGUAAUUUAUUUUUGCUCGAUGGGUCAGAGUCAGAUGCACUAUCAUCGUGCACAUGCGACAGUUUUGAGCGUUGCGAGUUUGACUGUAGAGACUUUGAACCGUUUUCUGACACCUGUUGUUGCGACCCCCUGAGUGAUGGUGUGUGCAGUAGAAGUCCCAAAGAUGUGGAUUCUCCGGAUUUUUAUAAUAAAGUGGUGGAGGAAGAUUGUGUGUCGGCGCGGAGUGACAUGGACGGCCUGGAUCUCGCUUUAUUUGAGCCAGCACAAGCUGAAUCAAAUGAAUAUGGAACGGAUUCCUCUGAACAAAAUACCGUGCCCGCUGCAGCGGCUCUAUGUGGAAUUCUUUACUCAGUACCGGAUAAUAGUGGCGUGAUUAGGAGUACAGUGAACCGCGUGCUGGUACAACUUAGCCCGCACGCCGCCGAACAGAUGGGCGUCGUGUGGUCUAUGUCAUUUGUAUCCGAUACGAGCAACGGUGGAACAAAAUUACAGUCAUAUCAAUCAUAA